Molecule: messenger RNA, 1662 nt
Organism: Beauveria bassiana ARSEF 2860
Lineage: Eukaryota; Fungi; Ascomycota; Sordariomycetes; Hypocreales; Cordycipitaceae
Product: BTB/POZ domain protein
Exons: 6
Coding region: 1-1662 (553 amino acids)
Molecular function (GO): protein binding
Source: RefSeq, a predicted model, not a curated record
AUGAGACGAGAUGGCGCGAGACCUGGUGAGCAUCUGUGGGUCAAUAAACUUCAGGGCUACAAGCUUUCUCGACUACCGUAUGCUGGUGUCAAUCAGCACAAGAUGCAAGGAGUGAUUGCCGUACCUAUCAGCGUUCAAAAUCAGCGUUCAAAAGAGAGACUAAAUGAUCGCACUGGCCCAAUUGUUGAGCCCGGCGCCGGGACAGGGAAGCAGCGAUGUCACACCUGCGACGCGCGAAACCUCGUACGAUACCUAUGGUUGACUGCCUACUCGAAAUCGCUAACCACACACAGUGAUAUUCGAGCCCAUCAAGGUCCAAGAACGCUAAACGAACAAGCAACGUCGAAUGCAGCAGCAUUGCCGAACCAGCCAGCGCAAGCUAAGGAACCUGCGUUGCCGAACCGAUCAGCACUGUCAAACGAACGAAUAUCGUCGAGCGAACCAGCAUUCCGGAGCGAUGCUACUACGCUUGCUGAUCCAAGCGAGCCUGGAGCAUCCACAAGCGAGCAACCACAAUCAGACAAAUCUGUUCCAAAGCAGACGGUUCGCUACAACGGCCAAAAGUGGGAGUACAAAGGCUACAAGUGGUUGGAAGCAGGCAUCCUGUCCCUGGAACUCAAGCUUGUCGGAUCGAACGGUGGAACUGAGUUGGUCCGCGAGAUAGAAGUGCAUCGCGACAACCCUGAGGGGCUUCUCGGGCUAUGGAAGGCUACUCCCCGACCCGAGCCUAGUUCUGAAAAGUACGAGCCUCUGCAGGUCGUCGAAAAAUCAGAGGAUGGGCGGUACAGGAUGCAGUGGACAGGUUUCGAUGCGCUGGAGAACACGUCAUUAGAGCCACCGGGGAAGAUUCGCAAAAUCGCCCCGGACUUGUUGAAAGAGUACCGAAACAAGCAAACAGGAAACCAAGCAAAGCGCCCGGCCAAGACUUCUACGCGGGCUAUCAAGGCAGCCAAGCAGCGGAAGCCGCAGCGUCCACGGCGUGGGAGACGUCAGCCAUUGCAGGUAGCCACCGCGCGUGCCAAAUCCGGCGACCUGCGUCCCGUGCGGGUCAACUCCCAGAACUUCGCAUCGGCUGAACCAGCACUCAACUACGCUUUUGGCAGCCGCACAAGCAGAAAUUUGCGCGAGGUGGACGCUGAUAUGUCUCACGCUGCUGAUGUUUUAAAGAAAAUUGAAGACGAUCGUGACGGGGACUUUUGUGAUUUAACAAUUGCGUCCGGUCCGUUUCGCUUCGCGGUGCAUAGAGUGGUUGUCUGCGCACAGUCUCAAGUUAUUCGGACCGCUUGCACCGGCCCAUGGAAGGAGGCGGCUUCCGGCGUUUUGGAAGUCAAAGAGUGGCCUGCCGAGCUCGUUAGACGCAUGGUCGAUUACAUGUACACCGGCACCUCUGCAGAUUGGCCUGCUGAAGCAAACGAGCAGGGCGAUGUGCAAGGAGAGGGCCGGUCGUGUUUCUCCGAGCCAAUGAUCUUCCACGCAAACAUGGACGUUUCGCAAAACAAUCAUCUUGUGGUUGAGAUGGCUGGCGGCACGAACUUCCAUGCUGACGAUGUCACGAGUCAGUUGAAAGACGCUUUAUGCGGCACAACCUUUCGGGAGACAACAGCGAGACCCGCUUUGGCGUCGACUAUGACGCCCAUUCCUCGUGCCAACAUGGCCGGGUAG